Molecule: messenger RNA, 2061 nt
Organism: Quercus robur (English oak)
Lineage: Eukaryota; Viridiplantae; Streptophyta; Magnoliopsida; Fagales; Fagaceae
Product: protein EDS1L-like
Exons: 3
Coding region: 113-1975 (620 amino acids)
Biological process (GO): lipid metabolic process; defense response
Source: RefSeq, a predicted model, not a curated record
CCAGAACUCAUCCAUAAAAACCACAGGGUAUUUGCAGUAUAAAAUACAAACCAAUUUGUAGCAACAAGCAAGAAGCUUACUCUCUUGCUAAAGAAACAUUUAAAAGAAAAAAAUGGCCAGUUUAAAUCUUGGAGAAAACAUAGAAAUCGAUACAGAGCUAAUUAAAGAAGCUUACUCUCUUGCAGUUGAGGCUCACAGCAAGUCUUCAGAGAAGGCAUAUAAUGUUGAGGAAAGUCGUCGUUCAUCAGAUCCUAUCAUCAUCAUUAGCUUUUCUGGAUGUUGGUCUGAAAAUGGUUGGUAUGAUGGAGAACCUUUUGGAGUAACUGAGAUCAAUCUGCCAUUAUUGUUUCCUUCUCUUAGAAGUAUAGGCGUUAAUGAAAAUGCCUUGGUCAACAAAGCCUUUCUGCGGAGAUUUGUAGACAAAAUAUGGGGCAAUUCAGGUUUUGAUCGUAAGGUGCAAAAGGCAGUGAAAGAAAACAAGCAAAUAUUGUUUACAGGACACUCCUCAGGUGGUUCAAUAGCAAACCUCACAACAAUUUGGUUCUUGGAAAAAUAUUUAAAACCAGAAUAUAACUACAAGAUUUCACCUUCCUCUCCUCUGUGUGUGACUUUUGGGUGUCCUCUAAUUGGUAACCACAUAUUUUCCCAUGCUCUAAGGCGUGAGAACUGGGCUCGCUACUUCAUACAUUUUGUCAUGAGAUAUGACAUUGUUCCACGGAUCUUGCUUGCUCCAAUCUCAUCCAUUAUAUUGGAAUUUCAUAAAGUUCUCGAAUUCCUCAAUGCGAAAUCCGUAAAUCUUGCACAUGCAUCCAUUGACAACUUUGAUGCUUCAAAUUUUUACAUAAAAAUAAUGAAGAAUGCAUCAUCUGUGGCAAGCCAUGCUGCCUGCAACCUCACGGGAAACACAAACUUGCUAUUGGAAACUGUGUCAAACUUCAUUCCAUUAAGCCCGUACAAGCCCUUUGGAACGUAUGUCUUCUGCACUGGCAAUGGAAAACUAGUUAUCUUGAGGAACCCAGAUGCUGUUUUGCAACUAUUGUUUUACUCCUCUCAGUUGUGCCGUGAAGAAGAAUGCACAGAUAUUGCCCAGAGAAGUCUUCAACAACAUUUCGGCUAUGACAAUGAGAUGCAAGAUAGCUUCCAAAUGCUAAAUGUGGUUAACUUGGACUUGGUGCCACUGGAACAGCUUCCAUUAUCUUCAGACUCUACAAGUAGUGAUAUUGCAACAACUAAUUCAGUCUUGAAUGACCUUGGUUUGGGCACAAGAGCUAGAUUGUGUCUUUGUGCUGCUGGAGAGCUGGAGAAGCGGAAGAUUGGAAACAAAGAAAGCAUCGAUCUCAAGAAGCCAGAUAUUGAGAAAGCAAUGAAAUACCUUGAAGAAGACUACCAAUUGAAUUGUGGGUAUCGUGAUCUAGGUUGUUAUGAUGCCUUCAAGCUUCAAGAAACCUCCAAGGAUUUCGAUGCUAAUUUAAAGAGACUUGAACUAGCAGGUAUAUGGGAUGAAAUCAUUGAAAUGUUAAAAAGGUAUGAACUCCCAGAUGCAUUUGAGGGCCUAAGUGACUGGGUAUUGCUUGGAACAAGAUACCGCCGCCUUUUUGAGCCCCUAGAUAUUGCCAACUACUAUAGACACUUGAAGAAUGAAGACAUGGGAGCUUAUAUGAUAAGGGGCGGGCCAAAACGUUACAGGUUCACGCAAAGAUGGCGCGAGCAUGCUGAGAGGAUGCCUGCUGAAUCCAGUGGAGAAUCAUGCUUUUGGGCCAAGGUAGAGGAGCUGCGCAUUAAAAUUAGCAGCCAAGGGUUUGAACCAAUCAAGGAAGAGGUUUUGCUACUAGAAGCACAGGUGCAGAAUUGGAUCAAUCUUGGAGAGUUGAGUAGAGAUGUGUUGCUAGAGAAAUCCACACUCAAGAAGUGGUGGGAAGAUCUCCCUAGAGAGCAUAAGUUGACAUCCUGCAUCAAAGAUUUAAAGUUUUCAUGAUUGUCAAGCAUGUUGGCCACUGUCAACAACUUUCUGUUAUCUUCUGUAGUUUUAUGUUUGGGUUUGCAAUUGCUCAGUAGGCUGUU